Molecule: messenger RNA, 344 nt
Organism: Aspergillus uvarum CBS 121591
Lineage: Eukaryota; Fungi; Ascomycota; Eurotiomycetes; Eurotiales; Aspergillaceae
Exons: 1
Coding region: 113-295 (60 amino acids)
Source: RefSeq, a predicted model, not a curated record
AAAAGGCUAUCUCGCUGGGCAUACGACUUUUAAGGCCCCGUACAAGAUAUGAUCUAUUCCUGUAUCCCUUCUUGCUUGAUGUCGCCGUACUAGUAAACUUGACCUUAUCCAAAUGAGUUUCCUAAGUUAUACCUGCUCUCGACUGGCUAACAACCUUCCCUGUACCCACCAUCUAUGUAUACUCUGGUAUAGCAGUCAAUUAGCUACUUGCGUGCCAGAGGGCACCCGUUGCAAACCGAACAAGUGGCCUGCCGUAAAUACACUGGCGUCCGCUAGCGUCUGGAGUAGCUCAUAACACCGUAGAGGUAGAAAUGAGGCAUCUGUGAACGCUGGGUGCACAUUCU